AUGGGGAAUAGAAACAGUACAUCUACUGAGGCAAAAGGAGGAGUAAAUGCUCAGACGACAGCAUCAACCUCAUCCUCAACGCCGUCACCAAAUGUAAAAAAUGAGAAAGAUGAAUUAGCUCAUUAUCGUGAAUUUCGCGAUCAGUUGCUUAGUUUCUCACUUGGAGAGAGUGCAUUCGAUUAUGCAGAGCGACUAUUCGAAAAAAAUCCAUCUAAUCCGGAAGUUAUGGCUCUUCUUGCAGAGACAACGGUUCUCUAUGAUAAAAACAAGAACAAGGUUGCCAGAGAUCAUUGGUGUGAUCGUCUAGACCUUUUACAACGUGGUGUUGAUGUUAGUAGGAAGUGUAUUAAUGAAAACCCAGAGUAUGGUCCAUGCUAUAGAGCUUACGUGUUAUGUGCAACGCGUGAGUCAGAAGCACUUUACUACAUGAAGACUUUUACGGGUGUGGGAUUAUUGGAAAAUUACAAUGCCAUUAUGCGACGUGGAGAAAAGGGAAUGGAAUUAUUACCGAGAGAUCCGGAUAUGCCGAAUGCCCUCGGUGCACUUUGUGGUCGAUGUGCAUAUAAAUGGUAUGAUCCUACACGAUUGUAUGCCAUGUGGUGUGGAGUGCCGGGAUGGAAGGCACUGUGGGCAAAGAGUAUUGAAUUACAUAAGAAGGCUGUUGAGAAUGACCCAAAGAGUUUGGAAUACGCAUGCCGACUCGCACAGGCGUAUUAUCACAGUGGAGAUCUUCAAAAUGCACGUCGAUGGUAUGGAAAAGUACGAGAUGAAAUGCCACCCCAAGAUCUUAAGGAUGAACGCUGGCAAUCUUUGGCACAUACCGAACUCUCUACAGCAUUUUCAAAGGGAAGUUGGAAUGUCCCUUUUGGAUAG
This is a messenger RNA of Trypanosoma theileri, 873 nucleotides long. RefSeq lists its product as uncharacterized. Lineage: Eukaryota; Euglenozoa; Kinetoplastea; Trypanosomatida; Trypanosomatidae. Bases 1 to 873 code for a protein of 290 amino acids. The record is from RefSeq and is a predicted model, not a curated record. The transcript has a single exon. Gene Ontology annotation, molecular function: protein binding.